Sphaeramia orbicularis (orbiculate cardinalfish) is the source of this 1611-nucleotide messenger RNA. RefSeq names its product aconitate decarboxylase 1 (gene acod1). The record is from RefSeq and is a predicted model, not a curated record. NCBI's taxonomy places the organism in Eukaryota, Metazoa, Chordata, Actinopteri, Kurtiformes, Apogonidae. The coding region runs from base 161 to 1468 and encodes 435 amino acids. Gene Ontology annotation, molecular function: aconitate decarboxylase activity. The transcript is spliced from 5 exons. Gene Ontology annotation, cellular component: mitochondrion. Gene Ontology annotation, biological process: defense response.
GUACAUUGCAGCUGUGGAAAGAGCAUCUUUGUUUCUGAUGACUAUAAUUUUCAAAAGAACUCAGCUGGUAUGAAAGGGUAUUACGGAGAGCUUUGGGGCUGCUAUCCAUGCCCUUAACACCUCUCAGCUGACAGAUGGUGUGAUUAACAGAAGCAAAAGGAUGAUGCUGGACACCCUUGGCGUUGGGCUGAUAGGCUCCACGACAGCUGUCUUCAACAAGGCUCUUAAGUACAGCCAGUUAUUUCAUUCUGAAGAAAAGAGCAGUGUUUGGGGAAAAUCAGGAACAAGUCUACCCCCUCAUUACGCUGCUUUUGUCAACGGUAUUGCGGUUCACUCCAUGGACUUUGAUGACACUUGGCACCCUGCUACUCAUCCUUCUGGGGCUGUUCUACCUGCGUUGUUGGCCCUGGCAGAAGCACUACCCAGCAGGCCCUCUGGACUAGACCUGCUGCUCGCCUUCAACGUCGGCAUCGAGGUGCAAGGCAGACUCAUGAGGUUCUCCAGAGAGGCAUACAACAUUCCAAAAAGAUUCCACCCUCCCAGUGUGGUUGGGGUGAUGGGUAGCGCUGCAGCCUCAGCUAAGCUCCUGGGUCUGUCUCCUGCACAGUGUAGUCACGCUUUGGCUGUGGCAGCCUCCUCUGCUGGGGCUCCUUUGGCAAACACUGCCACACAAACCAAACCUCUCCACAUAGGAAACGCUGCUCGGAGAGGCCUGGAGGCAGCGCAACUGGCUCAGAUGGGAUUGGAAGGGAACCCAGCCAUUCUGGAUAUGGACUGUGGGUUUGGGAUUUACUACAAAGACUACAGUCCUUAUGCAAUGUCUGAUUCUACUGCUGGUGGCUUUAACUGGAUUCUGGAAGAUCAGGAUGUGGCCUUCAAGCGCAUCCCUGCUCAUCUGGGGAUGCACUGGGUUGUGGAUGCAGCGCUGGCAGCCCGGGCGAAGCUUGAAGCAGUCAUGACCUUUGACCUCAGCCAGAUCAGGAGCAUUAAACUCAAAGUACCACCAUCUAAGUACAUCAACUGCCCAUUACCUACAUCUGAGCACCAGGCCAGGCACUCGUUUCAGUUCAACGCCUGUUCCGCCCUGUUGGAUAAUAAAGUGACAGUAUCUUCUUUCAGCGAGGCACAAAUAAACAGAACAUCUCUGAAGGAACUGCUAUCAAAGGUCAAAGUGGAGACCCCUGAUGAUAACAAAGCCAGCUUUGAUAAGAUGUACUGUGAAGUGGAGAUAGAGACCAGCGGAGGGCAGUGUUUCUGGGCCAGGUGUGAUACCUUUUACGGCCACUGGAGGAGGCCACUGAGUCAUGUCGACCUGGUGGAGAAAUUCAGGGCGAAUGCCUCUACGGUGCUGAGUUCAGAGGGAGUGGAAGGAGUGAUUGAUGCAAUAGGAAACAUUGAGAUGAUGCAAGAAUGCUCAUCUUUGGGAUCAUAUGUAAGAAUGACAAGAAAUCUGAAUGAGGAGCUAUAAUUAAUACAUGUGAACUGUACAUGUUAAUGUUUUUGAGACUAAACACUGUCCACAGAUGAAGUACCUGAACAUUUCCUUUCCCCUUAAUAGCCUUUUGGUGUUCCUGAUGUUUUUUUCCUUCCCCCUCUAGAUUCCACCCUCCC